AUGACGAGCUUCUUUCGUGCACCAUUUCAGUCAACGCCGUUUCAACAAGCUAUUGAGAAAGCUACCGAUGGCAAUCAGCCAAGCGAAGAUUGGGGUUUAAUUAUGAGAAUUUGUGAUCAUGUUGUGAUGCAUGAAGACAGUGCAAAAGAAGCAGUAAAAGUUAUUCGUAAACGAUUACAAAUAAAUCCGGUAACGAGUGGAUGGCGUACUAUUGGAUUAACACUUACUUUGUUAGAAGCAUUAACAAAAAAUUGUGGAAAAUUCUUUCAUUUACAAAUAGCACAAAAAGAUUUUUUAAAAGACUUUCGUGGAGUGAUUGCUCCUAAGAAUAGUCCACCAGCGGCAAUACAAGAGAAAGUUCUGGGCAUGAUUCAAAUUUGGGCAUUGGCUUUUCGUGAUGAUCCUGAAUUGAUCGCUGUUGGGCAAUUCUAUGAAGAAUGUAAACAACAAGGAUUAGAAUUUCCACCAGCUGAACCAGAGAAUAUUAUUAAAGCAGCAGUACCGGCUACAGGAACACUUGAACGUCCUGCACCAGUUGCUCGAUCAAUGUCUCAACCAGCUAGUGCUACGAUGCCACGUCAAGAUCGAUCGGCAUCGGAUACUUCUUCACAUCAAACUAUUCGCGAACCUGCUGUUUUAAGACAAAUGACACCGGAGCAAAUAGCUAAAUUACGUAGUGAAUUAGAUGUUGUGCAAACUAAUGUGCAAGUAUUCGGCGAAAUGUUAGUUAUUUUACAACCGGCUGAAGAACAUCCGCAAGAUUUGGAUUUAUUAUUGGAAUUACAUAAAACAUGCAUACAGAUGCAAGCACGUAUUAUCGAUUUACUUUCACAAGUUGCUAUUGAUGAGAUCACUGUCGAUCUGUUACGUUAUAACGAUGAAUUUAACAAUGCAUUAAAAACAUUCGAAAGUUAUAUGCUAGAACGUGAACGACGAGCGGGUCCAUCAUCAAUACCUAUAUUAAAUCAAACGGCCACACCACUUCGAACUGGAGCGGCAUUUUCUCAGUCACCACCAACGAAAACAUCAACCUCAUCAAGUAAUCAAGAUAGUCAACCUGCAUUAAUCAAAUUCGAUGAAGAUUCAACACCGUUACCAGCUACCUUACAAAACAUGCAUAUUAAUCCAAUCGCAUUGGAUGCGGCACCAAAAACUACUCCGACACAAGCAACUGCUUCAGUAACAACUCGACCUGCUCCAAAUAAUCAUGAUCAUGAGCAGGAUGCAAAAGAAGUUGAACAGUGGUUAAAUAUUUCAAAUUCGACCAAUACAGAUAACAAAACUAACCAAGAAGGCGCUACAACACAUGCAUUCAAUAAUUUCUUGGAAAAGCGUGCUUCAACUAUUCGCGAUGAGCCGAUAUCUGAACACGAAGUAGUUGUUAAUUUUCAAAAUCCGUCAAUAAAUAGCGAUUAA
Rotaria socialis is the source of this 1416-nucleotide messenger RNA. Lineage: Eukaryota; Metazoa; Rotifera; Eurotatoria; Philodinida; Philodinidae. The record is from the annotation of a GenBank genome assembly.